Molecule: messenger RNA, 3631 nt
Organism: Drosophila virilis
Lineage: Eukaryota; Metazoa; Arthropoda; Insecta; Diptera; Drosophilidae
Product: polycystin-2-like protein 1
Biological process (GO): detection of mechanical stimulus
Cellular component (GO): membrane
Molecular function (GO): calcium ion binding; calcium channel activity
Source: RefSeq, a predicted model, not a curated record
AGGACAUCUGUCAAAGGGUAAGCAGCACGUUAACAGUAUCCGACCCUGAACAAAAAACCCCCUAACUUAUCUGUCAAUACUUCGAAUUACAAACAUUAUCAUUUCGAUUACCAUGGUCAUAAGUCUUGCAAUGUAAGCAAUUCUUUUCUAAUGAACUACAUUUAUGAUUUCUAAAAAGUUCUGUUAUUGCAUUUAAGAAAUUCAUUUGAAGUCUUUCUGGAGCACUGAUAUUGUGAGAUUUGACAAUUCUGCACGUUUUUGAGUUUUUUUAUUUGGUUAAAUCUAGUUCAAUUUUUAUUUCAAAAUUACUUUUUUCACUUUUACCAUAUGUUUAAUUGAGUUGGAACAUUACCUUUUUCGAUGACCUUUAGUUAGUCUUUUGGAUUUAGCACAAGAAAUUUGACCGCGCCACAAUACUUGAGUUGGAAAACUGACACAGUUAACCAAAUGUAAAGAAAAAAUUUAGGCUAUAUGCCACUAAGUUGGGGCUUAUCGCCGAUAAAGUCUUGCAGAUUACGAUUUGGCGAUAGCAUGCGGCAACUUGGCGGGUUUAUGGUUUGAUGACCAGCGGUUAGAUUAAGCUUUAUGUCGGCAUAUAUCUUAUUACCGCAAGGUAAAUAAACAUUUAUAACAAUGAUGCUUACCUUAAAAAAAAAAAAAAAAUAUUGAAAAAAAAAACCCGAAAACAAUAACUAUAAAUCGAAAAGAACAGUUUUAGCAGCACAAUAUUUCGGUUCCCAACCAACUUAAUUUCGCUUUUUAAAUAAAAUACAGCACCGAAUUUAAAAGAACAAUGCGAUGCUAUUGUAAAUUACAUACAGCAUAGAACUAAAUGUCGUAGUGAAUCAUAAUUGAAAAAUCAAACCUGAAGAAAAUUAAAUAUGGAAUAUGUGCAGCGCUCUCAACCUACCUACGGUACAUUGACCUAUACAACGGAGAAGGGUACCAAAAAGGCCUUGUUGCAGCUGAUCAUCUUCUAUAUUUACUUGACAGCCGUAACCUUGGUUGGCAACGCACUGCCCACACAUCACCAGCAUUAUUUUACUAUGAGCCUGCAGGAACUACUUAAGAGAACUGCGUAUACGUCAAAAAAUACAACUAUAUCUUUCGAUACGGUGAUUACAAUACCAGAUUUCUGGGAUUAUAUGGAAUUUAUGAUCCUGCCCUUGCUGCAUGGCGUCGUCUAUGAUGAAAGCGUUAAAUGGCAGCCAAGUUUAAUUAGCAAUAGACCCACCUUGUAUGGUCGUUUAUUUCUAAAUGAAAGUUUACUACUUGGAGCACCGAGACUACGACAGAUUCGUGUUAAAAGUAACACUUGCCAUGUGCAUCAGGCAUUCGCUCGAUACUAUAACACAUGUAUGGCGGCAUAUUCGGCUGACAAGGAGUUAACGGAGCCGUUCUAUAUGGGGACUAAGUUUAAAACAAUGGAUGAGCUAAAUGCCUUGCCUAUCCAGGGAAGAGUGCAUACCUAUCACAGUGGAGGGUAUGUGCGACCAUUGUCAUACAAUAAGGAUGUAAAUAUGGGCCUCAUACGACACCUUAAAGAAAUUGAAUGGUUGAAUCGUGGUUCACGGGUUGUUGCGUUUGAAAUUAAUAUGAUCAACUUAAAUAUGGGUCUGCUAAUAGGCACUAAAUUAAUUUUCGAGAUAUUACCCACCGGCCUUAUAAAUGCAAAAUAUGACUCGAAAUCCAUUUAUUCGAAUCCUGUGAUCACCUCGUCUGGUGGAUUCAUUUUGGGAUGCGCCGUUGUCGUAUAUGUUAUCAAUUUUUAUUAUACCUACGUCGAGAUCAAGAAACUCUAUCUGAAAGGCUAUAAGACUUUCUUUACAAUACAGGCAGUAUUGAAUAUACCUAGUAUAGGUAUAAUUUAUCUGUCGCUCAUUUAUACAAUCUAUUUCGGUAUUUAUAAGCGCAUAAUCGAUGAGAAGAUUAACGCUGUAACUUACCAUUUUAUUUCAUUGGAUUACUUGAUACUGACGUAUUCGUUUCAUGAGAAUGCUUUCGGAAUCUUGGUGUUUCUUACCUGGAUGAAUCUGCUUAGGUUUAUGGACUUUAAUCCCGUUCUACGAAACCUUGGCGUUGCUAUGCAGAUCGCUUCGGCUGACUUGGUGGCCUUUGCCGUCAUGUUCCUCAUUGCGUUUAUUGCCUAUGGAAAUCUUGGCCUACUCCUUUUUGGUUCCGAGAACGAAGAUUUUCGAAAUUUUCCAACUGCCUUCUUAACAAUGUUGCGCUUGUUGGUUACUGAUUUUGACUACUUUCAAUUGGAGCAUGAGUCCAAAAUAUUGGGUCCCAUAUUCUUUUUGACCUACAUAUUGUUGAUAUUCUUCGUAAUAAUGAAUAUGUUUUUUUCCGCUAUCGUAUUAUCAUAUCGAACAGCCACAACGGCGGUUGGCUUCCAACCGUCAUUCUUGUGGUAUUAUAUAAGAAAGCAAUUAUUCAGGGUGUCUUUUGGGCUUUUCAAGGCACCUCGUUAUCCAGAAUGGGCUGCUGCACAUGAGUUAAACCAGCCGCUCGAUGAAAGCAAGCUUGAAGAAUUGCUUCUCAUUAAGGAAAAUACGGAAAUCGAGUCAGAUCUGGGCUUCCUACUCUCUCGUCUGGAUAUGAUUGAGGACGUGUUUUAUCGUCUUCAUAAUAAUAUUGGAGAUAUAAUAACCGCUGCGAAAAAUCAAAAGAAAAGAAAAGAAAAAAUGAAGCCAAAUGAUAAUGCAUAAAACCUUCGUUGUUAUUAAUCGAAUCCAACAUAAAAGAAUGAAACUGGCUUUCGCCAAAAUAUGAACCAUAUGAUUCUCAUUUCUCUCUGAUCGAUCACAGAUUUAGAACAACUAACAACAAAUCUAAUAAAAACACUUUGCCAGCAUAUUUUGUUGAUCAUGCUAAGCGCCAAUAUAUAUUCUCUUGUUCACUUUAUAUACAGAGUAUAAUUAUCAUUAGCCUCCUUAUCAGUGCUUAACCCGGCAGCACAAACAUUUACAAUACCGGCCAUAUCUAAACAACGUAAGGUUAGCUAGCAUACGAUAGAAUGGAGCUUUUGCGUCUAUUUCAGCUGUAGACCUUUCGACCUUCAUAUUCUUGAUUUAUAUUAAAAUAACAUCCGAAUAUAAGAUGAGAUGCGAAUAACUAUUAUGAGUUUGAAGAGCACGUCAAGUUUUUUCAAAUAAAUGUUUUUGGCCAUGAUUGUAUUUAACUAAGUAUGGAUCCCUAAUCGGCUUUUAAAGUAAAAAUACUGUAAAUUACAAAUGACUAGUUGCCAAGGUAGCGAAAAUCCUUAUCUAAUAGAGGUUCAGCCAUUAGAUUAAUAAGCACUGAAAUUUAAUUAAUUUUAUUGCUGCCGUCUAAUGUAACCGAAAGCAACUUCAUAUCUCUUGCGUUUAUGGACUUAGUUUACUGAAACCUGCAUUGAUAUUUAUUUUCUCCUCAACUUGCGGUACAUAGAAUACACAUAAUAUAUUAAAUACUAUUAAGUAUAUAUUUAGACUUUAUCUAGACUUGUCAUUUCUAAUAAAUUUCAUAUAUUUUCAGUACAACCAUGUGUCAUAGGACGCCGGCCAGGGCGUUGCGUCCACAUAGCUGGGAAAACUGCUAAGGAACUUCUUAAAAUCUUCAGUAUGCAACUCCUUGUGGUGUAUCCAAU